UUUUUUCGUAAUUUUGGUGAAAUAAUACUAUUGGCUAUUGAAAUAACAGGCAAAAAUAUCAUUGCUCUUAUUGGGUGUGUGAAAUAAUAACAAAUAUUAGCGUUUGCAUAUUCAAACAAAACAACAAACAACUUUUAUUUCAAUUUCAAAAACCAUUAUCUUUACCAUAUCUUUACGGACUUCGUAUUUAUUCAAAUUACCCAAAACAGUUGAAGUGAACGUGCUAACGUAUCAUUAUAUUAAAAAGUUUAAUUAACGGUGAUUCGGAUAAGCUUAUAAUUAAAGUGGUCGUAAAUUGUUUAAAGUUGUUAUUAACUGACGUAAUCAGGCCGUGACUUCAUCGGUACAUGCCGUCGGCUUUUAACGAAAGUGGUUUCCUUGUGGGCUCGAAAUCAGAGCGGCGAUAAAGGGGAAACUUUCAAAAGUGAUUCGCAAUUUCCUAUCCGAGUGAGCGGGGAGUGGAUGAGUUAGCAAGUUCGGGAGUAGCGGAGCAGGCGAGCGUAUUUUCAGUGAGUGAUCGGGAUAAAGUUUUUGCCGAUGUAAUUUAAUUAAAUAAGCAUGAACGACCCGUGGGACGUUAAGUCCCGUCAAGUCGGGCAAUAUGUGUCCUGUAUGAAGAUAAAUGGAGUGCCACUGCUGCCACCACUUCUCUCCAAAGAAUGUCGGAAAGAAAUGCAAUAUUACAAACUUCUUGCCAAAGAAGUUGAGAAACGGAUAGUGGAUCUAAAAGCUUAUGUCAGCGACAGUGAGGAAGACUCGGCUCAGGACAACACCGACGCCCCUGAGUUGCUACAGGACUAUGAACAGCCACAUGACCAUGUUCAACAAAUCCUACAAGUCUUUGACAGUAAUAUGACAACAUUUAGAGAAGACAAGCUUGAAGAAACUUUAUCCGCUUCUACAACCAACACAGACAGUAAUUCUCCAGACUUGUGCAAUACUGUUUCUUCCAGUAAUGCGUCAUACAGUCUGCCAAAGUUCUCAGUAAAUAGCCUCCAAAAUGAAAUCAGCAACAGCAUGGACAAGAUCAAUAGUUCACAACACACACCACAACCUAUUGAGCCUCCUGAACGAGAUUGUAACACUACUCCUAAGAAAAUUACUGAAGUAGAGAAAUUAACUGAUGAUGAAAUUUCUUUUGAUGGCAAAAAACCAGAAAGAGAAAUAGUAGACUUGUUAAGGGUUGAAUUUGACAUUAGUAAAGUAGAACCACUUUUAUCUGGUGUUUUUCCAGAUAUGACAAUGACAGAUGGACCUGCAUCUCUCGGUUCUAAAAGUUUUACAGGCUCUUUAAAUAAUAUUCACAGUGAGAGUGUCAAAGAUGCAGCUACUUUAGUUCGUCAAAGUUCCUACACAGUGCUAAAUCCAAGUCCAAUGCUUUUAGCUCAUUUAAAAGUACAAUCUCUGAGCACUGGAGUAGAAGUGACCUCUAUUUCCAUGAGCGACUCACUAUCAAACCUGAAUACACCAAAAAAACGAAGAAGUUGGGACUUAGAGUCAGCUAAAAUCAAAUGGUCAUCCAUGGCUCACGAGCUAAAGCAAAAAACAGCACAAACUAAACCAGUUGAUAAUAAGAACCUUUCUAAAUCCUCAGUUAAAAAACCUCAGCAAACUCCAAACAGAUCUAAAUCUGUAUGUGAAAAGCCGAGGCGACCCAGCUUGCCUGGCAAAGCUCUGAAAUCAGAACCUGUUCAGAACCAGAAGACUAAAAAGUGCACUCCAAGUCCAUAUGCAGAUACAAAUUCUACAAACGUAAAAGAACUAAAAGCAAAUAACAAUACCCAACCGUCACCAAAGAAACUAAUUUCAGAAUGUGAGGAUCCAGCGACUAAAGUAAAAGAGUUAUACGAAAGAAUACAAAAUCAGCAGCUUCUACAGAUGGCAAACUUAGUUGAAAAGCAAAAACGCGAGCAAAUGUUACUACAGCAAGUUUUCGACGAGCAAAACAGCAUACUUUACAGACAACUGAAAACUAUAUGUCCUAAAUCGCCCGUCGAAGCGAAAGCCGCGUGGGCCGACAAAGUGGACCGAGGACCCGUCAGUUUGAGUCAAUUAAUAAACCACAAGUCACCAGACUCUUUAACAAGCACUCUAACCGACACCCACAAUAAUUUAAACAAGUGUGCUGAGGUUUUGAAAAUGAGUAAAGAUAUCAGUGGUAGUAUAAAGAAACAGAACCAACCUGGAACUCCUACAGAUGGAAGUAGAACGCGUACUCACUCACCAAAAAGGACGAGAACUUCGAGAAAACUUAGUUACGAUACUUCGUCUUCGGACAGAGAGUUUGAACCGAUAUUGACCGAUCGAACGAACGAUACGUUGGCGGGGCUGAACGUGACAUUUACUUCUGAUAGUGAUGAACCGACUUUCAUGGAAAAGCAGACGUCUAAGCACAGUGCGGUGCGGAGCGUGGAACAUUCUGUGAAGGUGCCGGCACGUCUUUCACGUCCCGUUCAAUCCAGGUUGCCGCCAACGCCUGAGCAGCUGGCCGCGGCCUCCACCAUAGUGGCACACGCGAAGGGCUACCUCGUGCGCCGGUUGCUCCGUACUGAGAGGGUCCAAGCCACCGUCCAGACGAUCAAAGAUGCGCUGCUCUGUGCGCUGCAAAUGCACCAGGACAGAGCGGGGAUCAGGGGAGCUGAUGUAGACUUGCACCGGCGGCUUAUUCAGCAGAUCACGGCUGCUUGUUAUUCACUCCACGACACAUUCGUGGCAAGUACGCCGGCGGAGCGCUGCGCCCUCAUCGCAGCGGACCGGGAGCGCCGCCGGCAGAAACCGACCCGGCCCUACAGAACGGACAUAAUGUCGCAAAGCCACAGCGGCGCGUUCCCUGCGCGCGUGCCGCGCUCCAGCGCGCACUCGAUGACGCAGUCCCACCACGGUAACGCACACUAAAUGUUGCCAGAGACGUUUAGCAGCACGAAGUUGAACUCGCGCUACAUGCCUUCCCCGCGCCGCCGCCCGUGGCGCUGACAUCGCAACCUGCCGCGAUGCUUCUCGCAACUCUGCUUCCCUGGUACCUAAUAAUGUCUACUUGGCUAUCAUUAGUGUUAGGGCGUUAACACAUUCGCGGACACGAAUGCUAUAACAGUCGCGUAGUUUUUUGUUUCCUUUCGCCUGUGACACAUGACGUUGAACGUGUUGACACUUUGAACGCCUAUCGUGUGCGGCGCGUCAUCGUGAACCUUGCCAGAAUGCACGAAAACUGAUAUAAGGGUGUAGCCGCGCGCAUCAGUUUACGUCUUUGGCGGUCACAGUUGAGAUUUUUGUUCGCCAAAUGCAUUGAGAUUUGGGUGCGUAGCUAAUGUGCGUUAACGCUUCGUAGCGAACGAAACGCAACUCACUGUCGCACUAGGUGUGAAAGAGUGAUAGAGAUGACUACGCUACGCUACGGAGCGUUAACGACUGGCACGUUGGCUACGAAAAAAUUGAAAAUCGUUAAGUACUCGUAUCUGCUUCUCUAUAUGCUCUUGCAUUUUCGAACUUCGAUGUUAGGGCCUCUGAUUACGUAAAACAUUCAACUUUCUUAUUCAGCUGAUAAUAUUGCAUUAUUGUUUUUGAGUGUUUUAUUGUAACCCAAUUUGUAUUAUUUAUAGACUAUUUUAUCUAACAAGGCUGAUGUUGAUGUACAUACAUUGUCACAAAGAAAUGUCACAUAACAAAUGAUGAGAAUUAUUCUCAAUUUCUCUCAUCGAAACAAUAUUUUUCUAAAAUUAUGAAUAUUCCAAUAUUGAACUUUAAUUACAAGUAAUAAGUUACAGCUUCUUUAAUAAUUAAGUUGCAAGACUGUAUAAACAUGUAUUUUUCGUAUUCCAAUAAUCUUCGACGUCUCUCUAUUAUUAUAAAAACAUAAUCUUAGACGUCUAAUAAAGCAUUUAAUAAAUAGUAUGGUUGUAAAACGUUAUUCCAUUUGCGAAGCUUCCAAACGUAACGUAACGUGCCUGGCCUAACGCACGAAAUUGCACGAAUUGUAGUUUUAUUAUGCUCUUAAAAAAAUACACACAUUUUUUUUGUAUGAGCAGAAAAGUGUAAUUUUUUUAGAAGUGCUCUUAUUCUCAAUAUAUCACAAAAUUAGACCUAAAAUUUGCCUUAAUAUUAAUAAGAGGUACCUUAUUGUGAUUUGGUGAAACCAAAAUUCGUCUUAGGCUUUUGGUAAUGAUUGUAUAAUCGUAUUGCACUAUUAGGUGAAGUCAAUACGGGUGUUAAAAGUUAAGUGUGGCUACGGGAUAAGUGUGACUGACUUUGGGGCAUGUUUACACAUGGAUCACCCCCUUUUUCAUAUUUUUUUACUGGUCUGAUUUAGUAUGUUUUAUCGCUUUCUUAAAAAAUAAAAUGACAAAGGCAAACAAUUCAUAGCAUUAAUUUAGGUCAGUAAUGCGUUUGUGAACAACGCCAUUAGUAUUUAUUAACCCCCUUAUUCAUAAACGUUUACUAAAGUUGACAAGCCGAUAAUAAUCGUUUGUCCCUUUCCAUCAUGGUCAUGGUCCUGGGUUCGAAUCCCAGUAAGGGCAUUUAUUUGUAUGAUGAUACAGAUAUUUCUUCCUGAGUCAUGGGUGUUUUCUAUGUAUUUAAGUAUUUGUAUAUUAUAUAUAUCGUUGUCUGAGUACCCACAACACAAGCCUUCUUGAGCUUACUGUGGGACUUAGUCAAUCUGUGUAAGAAUGACCUAUAAUAUUUAUUUAUUUAUUUAUUUAUCAUACCGAUACGUCGGAAAGGGAGAAACGAUUAUUAUCGGCUUGUUAACUUUAGUAAACGUUUAUGAAUAAGGGGGUAAGAGUUCAUAUUUGCCCCUAAAAGCAAGUAGCAAAUGUGUUAACUCGCAAUAAACAAACACAGCCACACUUUACCGUAUUGACUAAUGCAGCGGUCGGCAACCUUUUAGCAGCCAAGGGCCAAAUAGUAGUUACCGAAGUUGACGCGGGCCGCACUUUGUUAAUAUUUAUGACUUUAUCAGACAUUGUCGGUUUGUCAAUAUUACAUACAAAAUAGCCAGGCAGGCUCGUGGGCCGCAAGUGAGGGCCGCUUGUUGUCGACCGCUGCUUUAAAGCAGCUGUUGGCAACCUUUUAGCAGCCAAGGGCCACGUAGUAGUUAACGAAGUUGACGCGGGCCGCAGUUUUGUAAUAUUUGUGACUUUA
This is a messenger RNA of Cydia fagiglandana, 5136 nucleotides long. RefSeq lists its product as uncharacterized. Gene Ontology annotation, molecular function: protein binding. Gene Ontology annotation, cellular component: centriole. The coding region runs from base 559 to 2895 and encodes 778 amino acids. NCBI's taxonomy places the organism in Eukaryota, Metazoa, Arthropoda, Insecta, Lepidoptera, Tortricidae. The transcript is spliced from 6 exons. Gene Ontology annotation, biological process: ciliary basal body organization; centrosome duplication; negative regulation of centriole elongation. The record is from RefSeq and is a predicted model, not a curated record.